Messenger RNA from Nematostella vectensis (starlet sea anemone), 4481 nucleotides. Its product is annotated as flocculation protein FLO11. The record is from RefSeq and is a predicted model, not a curated record. The transcript is spliced from 11 exons. Bases 1510 to 3372 code for a protein of 620 amino acids. NCBI's taxonomy places the organism in Eukaryota, Metazoa, Cnidaria, Anthozoa, Actiniaria, Edwardsiidae.
GGUGCGGCCCUGGCACGCCGUUUAAUCUAGGCCUAAGGCCUAGAUUAAAAGGCGUGCCAGGGUCGCAUUAUCGUGCCGCUCUAGAAAAGUUCGACAGAUAAUGCGACUUUGGCACGCCGUUUAUUGCGCACGAAAUUGAAUUAAUGAGGAGGUCGCACCAACUUUCUGAAGCGGGUGGGCUAGUCGGAUAAUGCGACUAUGGUACGGCGAGGGAUUAAACGGUACUACAAGGUCGCACCAGUCAUAACGAUUACAUUAUGCAGAUUAGUUUAUAAUCAAUGCAAAUCGUUUUGGUUGAACAAAAAUAAAAAAGGAGCUACCCGUGCAGAGUACUAUUGGCUCCCUCCGUUCUUCGCGCAUGCGCCAAAUUGACAAUAACUCCCCUGAGACCCUGUAUGUAGCCUAAAAGCCCAUAUGUCCCUUGCCUCGCACUUUUCAGGCAAUAGUGAAAAUGGCGGCGUUUCGGAAAUCAUUACCUGAGGACUCGACGGUCGAGUACAGAUGUUCUGCAGCUCUUAUUUCGGGGACACAAAACUCGACUGCAUUUCAUGCGAAAUGCCGUUUUAUAAUUAAAAAAAAAAAACAGAAAACGCAGCAGGAGUCGCCUUUUCUUUAUUCUGCGGCAUGUAAUCAAUUUAUUCUCCUCUUCCUAUUAGACCAUAUUGCUCUGACCAAGAAGGCUUUUCUAGUCAUUUCUAGUCUUCGUGUUCUGUCCUCCAUUUUAACGCCAAAGACAAAGCAGCAUGUAUUUUGUGCCUGAUGACUAUAUUGUUACACUCCAUACCCAAAAAGUUCGACGUUUAUUGUAGAGCCGCUCUAUGAUCGAACCUCUACCGAACCAGAACGGUGCGACUCUGGCACGCAGUUUAAUCUAGGCCUUAGUCUGUUGUCAUGCGGAAACAUUGCGUAAAGGAAUGCAAAUCUCUUAAUCCCGAUGUUUUGUCGGAUAACGAAUUUGCAUUCGAAUUACUUUGGUGUUAAAUUUGUUACUAGACUAUUUAUUUAGUAAGCAAUAAAAAGAGACUUAACAACUCCCGUCAGUCUAAGGCAAGGAUGACUGCACACUGGUCUACUGCUUAUGCCCAUAGAAAAUGUCUUUGUUUGAUUGUUUGAAUUGUUUUUGUCUUUUUGCGUCAGAAACUUUCUCGAAAAUACGGGUUUCUAGCUAGAAACUAGCUAGUUUUAACAGCACGACUGUGAGAGAACGGGUUUAAGAAAAGUCCAGAUAUAACGGCAUGCAAAUCUACUCACCAAGUAGCUGACAUUCAACCAAUAGAACAACGUUAUUGUUUCGGAUGGUAGAAUAAUUUUCAAAUUCAAUUAAGUUAUUGUGCCCUGUUUCAAAAGAUUUGAAAUUAAGGUGUUUGAAAUGCGUCACGAGCACCUUGAAUAAAAACAUACAUACGUCGUGGUAUUGUUGUCUAGCCUUUCUCAACAAACAAGCGACAGUGCCAAUAUGUCCUUAAUUUGAACACUUGCAAGUGUCACGCCGCUCUGAGCCCAUACAAAAUGCUGUGUUGGUUUUCUUUAAUCGUGUCACUUUUGAGUUUCAGACUUUUCUCCGCAGCAAAUUUUGAGGUAGUACGUCAGUUUGCUUCUAACGGGGAUAUUGAUGCCGAUAGUUUUACAAACCCUCUCGGCUGUAACCAGGCUAGCGGUUGCUCUAGACCCAACAGCAAUGGAAUUGCAAACCAAGCAUAUUGUGAAAAUGGCGAUUGUUGUAAAUGUAAAUGCUUGAACGACUACUCAACAUAUGUUUUCCACAUGCAAGAAUGCAUAAAAAACUCAGAGAUCAACAAACUCUCUUGGACAGGCACAAGUUACUCCAUAUCUGAUAUCAACAGUCCAUUGGCUGUACUAGACCUCAUCAACACAACAGGGAAACAAAGAUUCGAAACAUCCACUCAAUUAAAUUGUUCUUCUCCCUCUGUCAGUAAAUGGGAGUAUUUAGACCAGGGCGCGUGGAAAGCAGUGCUUGGAUCUCCGUUCUCUGUUGACUACAAACAAGUCGCUGGUGGCAGAAAAGAACUUACGUUUCUAAAGUGGGAAAGUACACUACAUGUUCGAUAUGCCGGCAGAAUUUUAAGAAUUUCCUUCGCUUGUGAUAGCACACCAUUAGAGAAAAUGCUCGUCAAAGUUAAUGGAACUCUUACAAUUAUCUCUCCGAUCACAUCCGUCACAGCAACAAACGCGGUGUUACAGCCUUCUCCUAUCCCAUCGAAUACCUUGACUCCCUUAGUAUCAUCAACAGCAACAGAAGUAGCAUCGUCACCAUUCUCAUCGCCAUCGCCACUGUCAUCAUCGUCAUCAUCAUCAUCUUCUCCUGUAGCACCUUUGCCAUCAUCAGAGGCAACAUCGACAUCUUCCUCGAAAGCAUCACCAACACCAUCUCAUAUAAGUCCAUCUAAAACUUCGACAGUAUCAGAAGCAGAAGCGACAUCGCCUUCACAACCUCCUUCUACAGCCAAAAGCGUACUUCCUCAUCCUACAACCCCGCCAUUAUCAACACCCAAUCCUUCACAGGAAGCUGGUGGUUUUGACGCAAGAAGCACCGGUGCUAGGGGUUCUUCUCUGUACUUGGUUAUUUUUGGUGGAGUUAUGGUCGCUAUCGCGUGUGUGAUUGGUUACCUUUACUGUAAACACAAACGGAAAAAGACCUCAUCCCCAAAGCAAACAAAUGGCGCUUCCUUCACAUCUGCGUCACCAUUAGAAACUUACGAUCAGGAAUCACUUUACGAAGAACUGCCGGAAUACCAAGACCCUGCAUUAGACCCUGCAUUCGCACAUUUUGAUAACCUUGGUUAUGAGAAAGUUGUGAAAGAAAACAGGCGAUCAGCACUUGAUCCCCUUCCUCCGGUCCCAGGAAUUUAUCAACAGGCUCCUGCGACUUUACUAUACCAGCCGCUCAACAAGGCCACACGAUCCUCCACAGGUGCGCCUUCCGAGGAAGACUACCUUCACCCUGUCGAUUCCACGCGCACAAAACAAUCAGCCGUACUAAAACUCGACCCCCCACAAAACUCUGAUUACGACAAUUCGCCAACAGAAUCGCAAGACCAUGACAACCCGAUAGGAGGGAAAUCCCCGGUCGGAUACCCUCACACGGUCGUUCCCGAAUCCCCGGUAGAGGAGGAUAAACCAAAUAAACCAGAAGUACCUGCAAAGAUAUAUGAUGGUCACGACUAUGAUAACCCGUUGGGUGUUAAAUCCCCGAUGGAGGAAAAAUCCCCGAUAGGAUCAAAAAACGAAAUACCCGAUAACGGAAAUACGCCCAUUGGUAAAUAUGACGCUCCAAAUGUUCUUUACUUGGCGCCAAAUGGUCCUAUCGAUCCUUUGUACCACGUUCUUGAGGCAGAGGAGACAAACUUUUAAACUUUCACAAUGCGCAUGGUGUCGUAGAGAACAAACGCCUCCGAUUGUUGUUGACUUGGGAAGCAAAGUCCGUACCACUAAGCUACAUCACUGUGGCUUUUUGUAUUACCUAAUAGAUAAGCUUGUAGAAAUUUAUCAUGCAGAACGUGAUUUUUUAUUGAACGCCUUAUAUCUAAGGGCAAUAUAUAGUUUGGAGUGCAUUAGAUAUACCAGCCGAAUAGCUCUUAGUUCAAAUCAGCUCAGAAUAUUUCCUUUUUUGGAAACACUUUUUUGUUUUGACAUUCGAGGCAUCAAAACAUUGAAACAACCAAUCACAUAUCAAAUUGUAAGAUGACGUCAUAACACUCGCUAGACCUAAGUAAAAAAACAUGGCGGCCAUAGAUAGACGAGAAUAAGAGCAUAAAACAGUAUCUUUCUGCUUUUUGGUAGGGUUUAUAGACGUAUCAAAACUUGAAAGACUUGUAGAAAAGCUUUGGGUGCAAAGAUGUGGUAAAAAUUUAUUUUUCAAAUGGCUAUGUUCGAUGGAAAAGUCCGAUUUGCUAAAGUCAAUAGAUGACGGCGAGGAUGAUGGUCAUCACGAUUGAAUUACAGCGUGGAAGUGUAAUUAUACUGGAAUUCGAAGGCACACUUAACGGUGGACAAGCAGGCAUGGAUUCUUGACCCUCGAGUUGACUACUCAGUACUGCAAAUGGUUUUCGUUGCGUCCUCCGAAGCUCAUAAUGAAUGCAUAAAUACAUGCCUUACGGUGUGUUGUGUUUAGUUUCAAUAAGUUAUAUAUGCAGCCCGUCCGAGUUUGUCGGUCGAUCAUGAACAUUCAGUAUUCAAAUUGCCUUGUGCAGGCGCUGUUAAAAAUUUAAUAGGGGUCUAGAAUUUUUCAAAGGUGGUUCAAUUUAUGAAAACUAUUACAAUAGCUUUGUGCUUAAAAAAGGAUUGGACCAUUGGACCACAGAACCACACCUGGAUCAGCCACUGCAGAAAAUGACUUGACACAACAGUAUUUCAUAUUUGUUUUAACGACUUAAUAGUGGUAUAAGCUUAUAUCAUCUCAUCUCCUACACACAAAAAGCAUGUGGUACACAGAAUAUCAAAUAAAACAAAUAGAAGACACA